UCCCUCAGUGACGGAAUGAAGGGGCUGGGCGUUCUGGCUCGGGAGGACCCCGCCGCGGCCCCGGAAGCGCCUCGUCCCGGGUGGUGGUGGCGGCGGUCGCCGUGAUGUCUGCGGGGCUGGGUGGCUGACCGCCGGGAUAGGAGCGGCACCGGUGCCCCAGAUCUCGGUGGCCGCUGCUGGAGCACGGCCUGCGCCAUGGCCACCUCUGCCAUCUCCUCAGAGCAUUUCGAGAAACUUCACGAGAUCUUCCGCGGCCUCCAUGAAGAUCUGCGAGGGGUGCCGGAGCGGCUCCUGGGGAUGGCAGGGACAGAAGAGAAGAAGAAGCUGAUCAGAGAUUUUGAUGAAAAGCAACAGGAAGCAAAUGAAACGCUGGCAGAGAUGGAAGAGGAACUACGUUAUGCACCUCUAUCUUUCCGUAACCCUAUGAUGUCUAAGCUUCGGACCUACCGGAAGGACCUUGCCAAACUCCAUCGGGAAGUGAGAAGCACACCUUUGACAGCCACACCUGGGGGCCGAGGAGACAUGAAGUAUGGCUCAUAUGCUGUAGAGAAUGAGCAUAUGAACCAGCUACAGUCUCAAAGGGUGUUGCUUCUGCAAGGCACGGACAGUCUGAACCGGGCCACCCAGAGUAUUGAGCGUUCUCAUCGGAUUGCCACAGAGACUGACCAGAUUGGCUCAGAAAUCAUAGAAGAGCUCGGGGAACAACGUGACCAGUUGGAGCGUACUAAGAGUAGGCUGGUAAACACAAGUGAAAACUUGAGCAAAAGUCGAAAGAUUCUCCGUUCAAUGUCCAGAAAAGUGACAACCAAUAAGCUGCUACUUUCCAUCGUCAUCUUAUUGGAGCUGGCCAUCCUAGGGGGCCUGGUUUACUACAAAUUCUUUCACAAGCAUUGAACUUCCUAGAGGGAAGGGUUUGUGGACCAGAACUUUGACCCUCUGAACAAAUGGUGUUAGAGAUGGGGAAGAAGCAUAGUGCUGCUGUGAGGUAAUGGUUCGAGGAUGCCAGACUGUGGGAGGUGAGAGGGGAGACAGAAAACAGCAAUGAGACCAGUAUGAUAUACCAACGUAAUAAAUGCUAUUUAUGACUUCUUUACAUUUACAUAGUAUUCCAACAUAUUAAUACCCUGUGAACUGCCAAAAAACACACAAAUUUACAGUAGUAUUAUUGGUCACCAAAAUGGAGAGGGAAAGCAAACAAUUGUGAGAAUGCGCAAGUGUUCUCAUUUAAGGCAGUAUUGACCCAGACCAUUUAGUGUCUCAAAUGCCUCAUAAUUCUGGAAUGUCCUUCGCGACAAACGUGUCAGCACACAAAAUUUCCUAAAUUCUCACACGUUCUUCCCUUUCUGAUUCAUCUGGUGAAUUGGGAGUUGGAAGUUGGUCAUAGACAAUGUGCCCUCCCUCCCUUGUCUGCCCAAAACUUGAAGCAAUCACAUCCACUGCCAGGCUAGCUGUAGCCUUGGCCUCUUCGUCUGAAGCAGCCAACUGAGGAUUGACUUCAACAAGAUCCAGUGCUGACAACAACCCUGAAAGAACAAAGUAUGACAAAACCUCAGAAGAUAUCCUAGCUGCUACUUUCAGUGAGGGUCAUCCCACUAGACAGAACAAGCCAAGGUAAAAAGUCAUUUUCUACUAUUAAAAUUAUCCACUGUCAGGCAUGAAUUUAGGUUCAAAUACUAUAUACUGGAGUAGGAUUAAAA
Molecule: messenger RNA, 1697 nt
Organism: Neomonachus schauinslandi (Hawaiian monk seal)
Lineage: Eukaryota; Metazoa; Chordata; Mammalia; Carnivora; Phocidae
Gene: VTI1B
Product: vesicle transport through interaction with t-SNAREs 1B
Exons: 6
Coding region: 196-894 (232 amino acids)
Biological process (GO): Golgi to vacuole transport; regulation of protein localization to plasma membrane; vesicle fusion with Golgi apparatus
Cellular component (GO): endoplasmic reticulum membrane; SNARE complex; late endosome membrane
Molecular function (GO): SNARE binding; SNAP receptor activity
Source: RefSeq, a predicted model, not a curated record